Molecule: messenger RNA, 1165 nt
Organism: Fomitiporia mediterranea MF3/22
Lineage: Eukaryota; Fungi; Basidiomycota; Agaricomycetes; Hymenochaetales; Hymenochaetaceae
Exons: 7
Coding region: 162-1031 (289 amino acids)
Source: RefSeq, a predicted model, not a curated record
UGCAUUGCAAACAUGUGGCAACGACUGAGACGCCUUGUUAACUUCUAAAAAUACUUGAGCACCUUCAAUAUUAUUUCUCGUCCUCGUUCUGAACUGGAUUUGUAGCCUGUUACUCUCCAUCUGGCAAUCAACAACUGACUACAUCCCAUCGAUUGUUUGAAAUGCCCGAGUUUGCUGACUGUCACAUUGGUUUACGCAUAACAGAUUCAAGCACAGGGUUGACGAAUGUAUUGGAAGAGUUCGGGGCGCAGGUUGUUGGAAAUAUCAUUACGAGUUGGGUUGCUAGCGAAUCCGGCAAGGAAUUUGAAAUCAUGUUCAGAGCCGAGAAUUAUCCAUGCUCUUUACAGCUUGUGAUCUUUGUCGAUGGAAUUGAGCUUGUGAACCGAGGGUACGAUCAACGGAAGAUGGGGAGGGAGAUCAUUUGCCAGGGUGUUAGCAUUGAUGCGGAUACUGUCAAACCAUUUGUCUUCUCUGAUAUCGUGUUCCCAGAAGAGGACACGGUAUUCGACCACACGGGCAUGGAUGACGUAGGGACGAUCCGCAUCGAGCUACUGCAAGUUGUCUUCACGGAAUCCCGACAUCCAAAAUACCAUGUUCCAUCUUUAUCGAAUGACCCAUUGCAGAAACACAGUUGUAUAGCCGGAGCUCGCGGAGUUCGACUGGGAGAACAAAGACGAUAUCGCACGAAAAAGAUGACAUCUAUGCCAUUUGAUCCUGAAAAUCCUGGCCCGGUGGCGGUCUUCAAGUACGUUUACAGGCCAAGAGCUAUGCUCAUUUCACAAGGCAUAAUACCAACCUACGUCCCUCGGUUCGUCGAGCAUCUCGAAUCUCCGACACCGAGUAUGAGGCCGAGGGACGAAGGAAGAGAAGAUGCGAUGCGGCGCCUAAAGGAAGAACAGGAGCGCAUACAGCGCGAAAUGAUGGAGCUGGAGGAGCUUCGGCGCCUCAGGGAGCGACACACGGCAAUACAGCGCGAACUGGAUGAGUUGGAAAGUUUUGGAUUUGGACCGGAUCCUGUGCCAGACAGCUGAAGGUUGCACAAAUUCAUGUGGUCUGUUCAUUAUUGUUCCUUUGCUGCUAGUACUGGUUCCUGCAUUUGUUUGUGUGUUUAUCGCUCAUUGUUACAUAAGUCACUGCUGUUUUCUUCACACCUUAUUCGACUCAC